GGGGCGGCGGUGCUUCUGGUGACAACGGUCAGAGAUGAAGGUGGCAGCGGCGCAGCGGGGAGCUCGGCUGCACCGGGCGCGGUUGGCAGGCAGGCCGCGCCUGUAGGAGCUCGGGGGGCCGGGGUGGCAGGAUGGGGACCCGGCUCGGGUAGUGCGGCGGCAGCGGCGGCAGCGGCGGCAGCGAGCGGAACUUCAGCCCGACGGGCUCGCCUGCUCCGGUCAGAGUCGGGGUCCUCCUCCACCUGCUGCCGCUCGGCCCCGCGUCCGGCGGGCCGCGACGGCGUCGGCGACGGCGGGGGCAUGUGGCGCUGGGUCCGGCAGCAGCUGGGUUUUGACCCACCACAUCAAAGUGACACAAGAACUAUUUACAUAGCCAACAGAUUUCCUCAGAAUGGCCUUUAUACACCUCAGAAAUUUAUAGAUAACCGGAUCAUUUCAUCUAAGUAUACUGUGUGGAAUUUUGUUCCAAAAAAUUUAUUUGAGCAAUUCAGAAGGGUGGCAAACUUUUAUUUUCUUAUUAUAUUUUUGGUUCAGCUUAUGAUUGAUACACCUACCAGUCCAAUUACCAGUGGACUUCCAUUAUUCUUUGUGAUAACAGUAACUGCCAUAAAACAGGGAUAUGAAGACUGGUUACGCCAUAACUCAGAUAAUGAAGUAAAUGGAGCUCCUGUUUAUGUAGUUAGAAGUGGUGGCCUUGUGAAAACUAGAUCAAAAAACAUCCGGGUGGGUGAUAUUGUUCGUAUAGCCAAAGAUGAAAUUUUUCCUGCAGAUUUGGUGCUUCUGUCCUCAGAUCGACUUGAUGGUUCGUGUCAUGUUACAACUGCUAGUUUGGAUGGAGAGACGAACCUGAAGACACAUGUCUCAGUUCCAGAAACAGCAGUAUUACAAACAGUUGCCAACUUGGACAGUCUCAUAGCUGUGAUAGAAUGCCAACAGCCAGAAGCAGACUUAUACAGAUUUAUGGGACGAAUGAUAAUAACUCAACAAAUGGAAGAAAUUGUAAGACCUCUGGGACCAGAGAGUCUCUUGCUUCGUGGAGCCAGAUUAAAAAAUACAAAAGAAAUUUUUGGUGUGGCUGUAUACACUGGAAUGGAAACUAAGAUGGCAUUAAAUUACAAGAGCAAGUCACAGAAACGAUCUGCAGUAGAAAAGUCAAUGAACACAUUUUUAAUUAUUUAUCUAAUAAUCCUUAUUUCUGAGGCCAUCAUCAGUACUAUCUUGAAAUAUACCUGGCAGGCUGAAGAAAAAUGGGAUGAACCUUGGUAUAACCAAAAAACAGAACAUCAAAGAAAUAGUAGUAAGAUUUUGAGAUUUAUUUCUGACUUCCUUGCUUUUUUGGUACUCUACAAUUUCAUCAUUCCAAUUUCUCUGUAUGUGACAGUUGAAAUGCAGAAAUUUCUUGGAUCAUUUUUUAUUGGCUGGGAUCUUGACCUAUAUCAUGAAGAGUCAGAUCAGAAAGCUCAAGUCAAUACUUCUGAUCUGAAUGAAGAGCUUGGACAGGUGGAAUAUGUGUUUACAGAUAAAACUGGGACACUGACAGAAAAUGAGAUGCAGUUUCGCGAAUGUUCAAUUAAUGGCAUGAAAUACCAAGAAAUCAAUGGUAGACUUGUACCUGAAGGACCAAGCCCAGACUCCACAGAAGGAAACUUACCUUACCUUGGUAGUUUAUCCCAUCUCAACAACUCAGCCCACCUCACAGCCAGUUCUUCUUUUAGAACCAGUCCUGAAAGUGAAACUGAGCUUAUCAAAGAACAUGAUCUCUUCUUUAAAGCAGUCAGUCUUUGCCAUACUGUACAGAUCAGCAAUGUUCAAACUGAUGGCAUUGGUGAUGGUCCCUGGCAGUCCAACCUGGCACCUGCACAGCUGGAGUACUAUGCAUCUUCACCAGAUGAAAAGGCUCUAGUGGAAGCUGCAGCAAGAGCUGGUAUUAUAUUUAUAGGCAUUUCUGAAGAAACUUUGGAGGUUAAAGUACUUGGAAAACUGGAAAGGUAUAAAUUGCUGCAUAUUCUGGAAUUUGAUUCAGAUCGUAGGAGAAUGAGUGUAAUUGUCCAGGCACCUUCAGGUGAAAAGCUUUUAUUUGCUAAAGGAGCAGAAUCUUCAAUUCUUCCUAACUGUAUAGGUGGAGAAAUAGCAAAAACCAGAAUUCAUGUAGAUGAAUUUGCUUUGAAAGGACUGCGGACACUAUGUAUAGCUUAUAGACAGUUUACAAAUAAAGAGUAUGAAGAUAUAGAUAGGCGCCUAUUUGAGGCCAGGACUGCCUUGCAGCGGCGGGAAGAGAAAUUGGCUGAUGUCUUCCAGUACAUUGAGAAAGACCUGAUAUUACUAGGAGCUACAGCAGUAGAAGACAGACUACAAGAUAAAGUUCGAGAAACUAUUGAAGCAUUGAGAAUGGCUGGUAUCAAAGUAUGGGUACUUACUGGAGAUAAACAUGAAACAGCUGUUAGUGUGAGCUUAUCAUGUGGACAUUUUCAUAGAACUAUGAAUAUCCUUGAACUCAUCAACCAGAAAUCAGACAGUGGAUGUGCUGAACAAUUGAGGCAGCUUGCCAGAAGAAUUACAGAGGACCAUGUGAUUCAGCAUGGGCUGGUAGUAGAUGGGACCAGCUUAUCUCUUGCACUCAGGGAGCAUGAAAAACUGUUUAUGGAGGUUUGCAGAAACUGUUCAGCUGUCUUAUGUUGUCGUAUGGCACCUUUACAGAAAGCAAAAGUAAUAAGACUGAUAAAAAUCUCACCUGAGAAACCGAUAACCUUGGCUGUUGGUGACGGUGCUAAUGAUGUGAGCAUGAUACAGGAAGCACACGUUGGCAUAGGAAUCAUGGGUAAAGAGGGAAGGCAAGCUGCAAGAAACAGUGACUAUGCAGUAGCUAGAUUUAAAUUUCUCUCCAAAUUACUUUUUGUUCAUGGUCAUUUUUAUUAUAUUAGAAUAGCUACCCUUGUACAGUAUUUUUUUUAUAAGAAUGUGUGUUUUAUCACACCCCAGUUUUUAUAUCAGUUCUAUUGUUUGUUUUCUCAACAAACACUGUAUGACAGCGUAUACCUGACUUUAUACAACAUCUGUUUUACUUCUCUACCUGUUCUCAUAUAUAGUCUUUUGGAACAACAUAUAGAUCCUCAUGUAUUACAGAGCAAGCCUACCCUAUAUAGGGACAUUAGUAAAAACCGUCUCUUGAGCAUUAAAGCAUUUCUAUAUUGGACCAUCCUGGGUUUCAGCCAUGCCUUCAUUUUCUUUUUUGGAUCCUAUUUUCUAGUGGAAAAAGACAUAUCUCUUCUUGGAAAUGGCCAGAUGUUUGGAAACUGGACGUUUGGUACUUUGGUCUUCACCGUAAUGGUUAUUACAGUCACAGUAAAGAUGGCUUUGGAAACUCAUUUCUGGACUUGGAUCAACCAUCUUGUUACCUGGGGAUCUAUUAUAUUUUAUUUUAUAUUUUCUUUGUUUUAUGGUGGGAUUUUCUGGCCAUUUUUGGGCUCCCAGAAUAUGUAUUUUGUAUUUAUUCAGCUCCUGUCAAGUGGGUCGACUUGGUUUGCCAUACUCCUUAUGGUUGUUAGUUGUCUAUUUAUUGAUGUUGUGAAGAAAGUGUUUGAUCGACAGCUUCAUCCUACAAGUACAGAAAAGGCACAGAUGUACUCCAACACAGUGGCUUUAAGUGACGAGUUCAUCGCACUGCAGCCUUUGUCGAGGGCAAGGAAUCAGCUGAGCAGACUUAGCUUGCUGAAGCACAUUCAAGUGUCAAGUGCUUGGACUCCAUGUGCUGUUUCCCAGAAGGAGAGACCCCAUGCACAUCUGUUGGAAGAGUGCUGGAGCGAGUCAUAGGAAGGUGUAGUCCCAACCAUAUCAGCAGGUUGUGGAGUACAUCGGAUCCUUUCUAUACCAAUGACAGGAGCAUCUUGACUCUCUCCCCAAUGGACUCGUCUACUUGUUAAAGGGACAGUAGGACUUUGUGGGGACAAAUUCACCUGUCCUCAGAUUUGGGGUCAUCAGCCUGUAAAAGGCUAGUUACCUUCUGAAAUCUCUGGAGGAGUUGAGACCUUCUCAGAGUCCACGGGAAACAGGCAGUUACAUGAACCCUUCUCCUUUCUCUUUAAUUUGAAUGUGAAUAUUUUAGAACUUGGAAAUAAAGAGAUACCACCAACCUCUUUAUCUGGUUUGUCCCUUCUGCCCAUGGGACUCCUGGCGGCACUGCAGCCUUUGCUGAGGCCACUAUACUUUAAUAUCAAGGUAGAGAAAGGGGUUACUCCUGGUUAUGUGUGGUUUUAGGAUGAGUGUGGUUCGGGACUCUUCUAUUUAAAUCUGCUUCUGUAAAUUUAUGCUAAAGAUUUGCCUUGAGAAUUCUAUUUUUUUUAUUAGAUUAUAUUUGAAGCUUUUCGUGGGGAAAGUUAAUGUGAAUACUAAGGAAUUUUGGUCCUUCAGUGACCUGUGUUGUUAAUCCAUUAGUACUUUUUAAGUUACAGAGCAAACUAGGAGAGCACGUUUCUAACCAUUGUUCUGUGUGGGUAGGAAGCUUAUACUGACACCAACCUUCUAUGUGGAUACUGUAACACAACCAGUGAAGCUCAUCCGACAAGUGCAAAGAGAGUUUUAAAUCUCAUGUCCAAGUCAAAGUUAGGGCCAUUCAUUAGACUUCAAAUUGGUGUUUGCUAAUAUUUUUGUGGCCAAGUAUGUAAAACCUGUAACAGGUCAAUGAGAUGCCUACAUUAUCAUAUUAAUUUGCUGUAUCUGCCUUAUCUUUUGCAUGCUUCAGCCUGGCUAAUAUAUUUACAUUCUACCACACACACCCAUUCCCCCAUCCCUUGUUACUACCUUUUUUCUUCUCCAAAGACUCUGUUCAUAGUUUUAUGAUAAUGUUGUAAAGUUCAAUUGUAUCAAUAAAAAACAAGUUUGGACAGUAUUUAAAUAUUGCAAAUAUAUUUAAUUAUACAAAUUAAAAUAUAAGCCAUAAAAGUCUUUCUAUAGCCCGCUUAGAAUUACUCUUGACUUUCUGUAAACCAAUAUUUAGAAUAAAGGAAUUUUGUUAAAAAUCCUGUAAAA
Messenger RNA from Meriones unguiculatus (Mongolian gerbil), 5025 nucleotides. It is a transcript of the gene Atp11b, whose product is annotated as ATPase phospholipid transporting 11B (putative). The record is from RefSeq and is a predicted model, not a curated record. The coding region runs from base 301 to 3810 and encodes 1169 amino acids. The transcript has 31 exons. Lineage: Eukaryota; Metazoa; Chordata; Mammalia; Rodentia; Muridae. Gene Ontology annotation, molecular function: magnesium ion binding; ATP hydrolysis activity; ATP binding. Gene Ontology annotation, biological process: phospholipid translocation. Gene Ontology annotation, cellular component: plasma membrane; recycling endosome; trans-Golgi network.